Messenger RNA from Cucurbitaria berberidis CBS 394.84, 1353 nucleotides. Its product is annotated as casein kinase-like protein I. Gene Ontology annotation, biological process: peptidyl-serine phosphorylation; endocytosis; signal transduction. Lineage: Eukaryota; Fungi; Ascomycota; Dothideomycetes; Pleosporales; Cucurbitariaceae. Gene Ontology annotation, molecular function: protein serine/threonine kinase activity; ATP binding. The record is from RefSeq and is a predicted model, not a curated record. The coding region runs from base 1 to 1353 and encodes 450 amino acids. Gene Ontology annotation, cellular component: cytoplasm; nucleus. The transcript has 4 exons.
AUGGCGAGCGGCAGCACUUCGUCCAACGUCGUGGGCGUCCACUACCGCGUCGGCAAGAAGAUUGGCGAGGGCAGCUUCGGUGUCAUUUUCGAGGGCACCAACCUGCUCAACCAGCAGCAGGUGGCCAUCAAGUUUGAGCCGCGGAAGAGCGAUGCUCCUCAAUUACGCGACGAGUAUCGCACGUACAAGAUCCUUGUGGGCUGCCCCGGGAUCCCUAAUGUCUAUUACUUUGGGCAGGAAGGCCUGCACAACAUCCUCGUCAUCGACCUCCUCGGUCCCAGCUUGGAGGACCUCUUCGAUCACUGCAACAGGAAGUUCUCGAUCAAGACUGUCGUUAUGGUAGCGAAACAGAUGCUGUCAAGGGUCCAAACCAUUCACGAGAAGAACUUGAUCUAUCGCGAUAUCAAGCCUGACAACUUCCUCAUCGGACGGCCAGGCUCAAAGAGUGCCAACGUUAUUCACGUUGUCGACUUUGGCAUGGCAAAGCAGUACCGUGAUCCCAAGACCAAGCAGCACAUUCCCUAUAGAGAGCGGAAGUCUCUCUCUGGUACAGCUCGAUACAUGAGUAUCAAUACUCAUCUUGGACGUGAACAGUCCCGUCGAGACGAUCUCGAGGCCCUGGGCCACGUUUUCAUGUACUUCCUGCGAGGUGGUCUACCUUGGCAAGGCCUGAAAGCUGCUACCAACAAGCAGAAGUACGAGAAGAUCGGAGAGAAGAAGCAGACGACCGCGAUCAAGGAUCUGUGUGAUAGCUUCCCUGAGGAAUUCAACAAGUAUCUCAGCUACGUUCGUAACCUCGGCUUUGAAGAUACGCCCGACUACGACUAUCUACGCGAACUGUUCACGCAGGCUCUUAAGAGCACCGGAGAAGUCGAGGACGGAGAAUACGAUUGGAUGAAGCUGAACAACGGAAAGGGCUGGGAAGUCCUAAAGUCUCACUCGUCAGCUGUGCAGGCUAUGCACCACUCAAACGCCAACCAGAACUCCUCAAUGGCCGUAAACCUCCAGGGUCAGCAGCACAGGCAAAACAAGACCCAUCUCCCCAUUGAUCACCACCGUUUAAACGAGCCUCUCCCAAAGCCCGGAGCGACUCGAGCCCAGCCCGGAAGAAGCCCGAGAGACAUCAACAACCGCGAUUCGCAAGUGAAGAGGAAGAGCAUGGGAGAGCUCGCGCCACCGGAAGGUGCCUCGACGCAGGCUCAGUUCCAACACAGCCAACCUAACCUGGGUUCAACGAACCGUGCUACACCAGUAGCGAGUCCCAAUGUGCAACAGCAGAGGCGACAGGAGCCUGAGAAGCCUAGCUUCAUGCAGAAACUCUCCAACAUCCUAUGCUGCGGCGCCGGCAAGUAG